Messenger RNA from Cryptomeria japonica (Japanese cedar), 1915 nucleotides. Its product is annotated as ankyrin repeat-containing protein At5g02620. The record is from RefSeq and is a predicted model, not a curated record. The transcript has 3 exons. Gene Ontology annotation, cellular component: plasma membrane. Lineage: Eukaryota; Viridiplantae; Streptophyta; Pinopsida; Cupressales; Cupressaceae. Gene Ontology annotation, molecular function: protein phosphatase regulator activity; protein phosphatase 1 binding. The coding region runs from base 659 to 1138 and encodes 159 amino acids.
UCUACCUCCAGAGAAGUUUCCAUCUUCCCAUUGAAAAAACGCGUUUGCCUUAAGCCCGAGCCUAUAGUCUUUUUGGCCAAGCUCGAUGGAUCAAACUGGGUAUGUCUGCAAAGGAAUGAACAGAACGUUCUUUGAAGCAGCCAAAUCAGGGAACGUAAGAGCGCUUAAUGAGAUUUCGCCGCCGUGGAGCGUUGCGAAUGAGGUAACGCCAGGGGGAAACACGGUGCUACAUAUUGCCGCCUAUCAUGGCUCUCUCCCAUUCGUUCACAAGUUGCUUCAACUUUCAAAUGCCAAUCUAGAGGAUGGGAUGACAUUUUUAAAAGCUAAAAAUAUGGAAGGAAACACAGCGUUACACGAAGCAGCCUUAGGAGGAAGUGAGCAAGUCGUGAUUACUUUACUUGAAUUCUGCCCAGAUUUGGUGAAUGAGAUCAACAAAGCAAGCGAAACAGCUCUCUUUAAAGCUUGUGAGGGAGGUCACGCCAAGAUCGUUGAACUGUUGUGUCCAAUGACUUAUACUGAGUAAAACAAGAGAUCCGAUGGCCAAACACCUUUACAUCUUGCAGUCUCUAAAUUAAGUACAGAUGUAAUUGAGAAGCUUUUACACCACAAACGUGAACUUGCCACAGAAGUAGAUAAUUUCGACAGAAGUCCGUUGCACAUGGCUGCGUUGCUUCCAUAUCUCGAUAAUUUCCUUUACCCAAAGCUUUACAGGAAAAUUUUCCUAACUGGAAAGAUGCUUAUAAGAAAUGAUGGUGGGCUUUCUUGUUACAAAGUGGACCAGAAUAAGCAGUCUGCACUUCACGUUGCAGUGAAAGAAGGGAACGCAGCUUUAGUGGAUGUGAUACUAGAUUACAGCAGCGACUGCCUAGAAAUGGUCGACAACGAUGGUAGAAUUGCUUUGCAUCUGGCCGUGAACAAUGCUGCUGAAAUAUUUCUCAGAAGUGGACGAUAUCGCCUGAAAUUUAUAAUAUGCUCGGUAACGUCAGAAAGAAUGAUAAAUUGCAUUGAUAAGAAAGGGCAAACGGCAUUAGAUAUUGCACUAGAGAAGCAGAAUGAUGACCCAAAACUUUACAGGGCUAUUAUGACAUAUUUGAUGAGGGCUCAACUUCAAGAACCACCCCAUCAACUAAAACCCUGAGGUGGAACUCGAAUCUCAUAUCUGAAGUGCAGUCCUAAUUGCAACGGUUGCUUUCGCAGCUGCUUUCACUCUACCGGGAGGUACAGGCAACCAAGCACGGGGCCCACCAGCGCCUAUAUUGAUUAACAUCAAUCUCUUCAAGCUUUUUGUGAUAUUUGACACGCUGGCUUUCUGUUUUUCCAUUGCUUCUGCUAUCCUCCUUAAUUUUGCUGGUUUUCGUAGCCAUGUAGAAGAUUGGAUCAUAACUCAGUUCAGUUUGGAAGCGUUAUAUAUAUCACUGGUAUCAUUAUCAAUAACAUUUGGCGCAGCAAUACAUCUGGUUGUGGCAUCAAAGUGUUUGUGGUUGGCUGUGUCUGUGUGGGUUAUGGUGUGCCUUCUUCCAAUAUGCAUAAGGGCAAUGUCACUAUUUGGAAAAGCAUACUUGUUCAUUCCACGAGGCCACUAUGUAUUUAUCUUACUCGAAGGUUUCGGUCUUGCCUAUAAUAUGUUAUUUCCCCUUAUUUGGAUAGUUUCGGUGGUAUUCUUCUAUCCUAUUGUUCGCCUUUCAUUGAGUCGGGUUCUGAAGAAGCUCUAUGGGAUCAAAUCUUUGGAAGAAGUACGGUACAGUGGAGUCAGAUCUUUGGCAGAAGCUCCAAGGAAUAAUAGACAAAUAAGCUCUUUGGAAUUACGUUUUUGGCGUAUACUCUUUAGAUAUGUAAUAAGUCAAAAUGCGUAGAUAAAAUGUAUUUCUUGUAUUGUAUAAUGGAGGAUUAAAAAGUAGGUAUCUUCAAAAACAAA